AGGUGGAGGCGGCGGGUUACGUUCAUCCUCAGCUGCCUACUGAGUUCAGGGUAGCCUGAGCUCGAGGAGCCACGUUCUCCGAAACGGGGCGGGGCGGGGGGGGCGGAACUAAAAAUUCUGAGUCCUCGAAGUUCCGAGCGUAAAGACGCUCCACGUGGGACCCGUGCGGGAACCCGCUGCCGCCAUCUUCCUUGCUGGCGAGGCGUGUGUGCGUCAUGCGCCGCCAGGCCCGGAUGCGGGACGCCGCCGCCCGUAACCAAGAUGGCGGCCGCGGGUGGGCGUGGCCAGUGAUGGAGUCUCCGGGUGUGCGGGCCGUGGAGGCGGCAAUGGAUCCCAGCUGGGAGGAUGAAGAGGAGGAGGACGAAGAGGAGACGGAGGAGGUUGAGCAGUUUGUUCUGGUAGAACUGUCAGGCAUAAUUGAUUCAGACUUUCUCUCCAAGUGUGAAAAUAAAUGCAAGAUUUUGGGAAUUGACACCGAGAGGCCCAUCCUGCAGGUGGAUAGCUAUGUGUUUGCUGGGGAAUAUGAAGAUACUCUUGGGACCUGUGUUAUAUUCGAAGAAGGUAUUGAACGUGCCCUGCCUAUCCUGGACUUGCUCUGUAGACCAGGCUGGCCUCAAACUCAGAGACCACCUGCUUCUGCCUCCCAGAGUGCUGGGAUUACAGUGGAUCCGGAAGGGACUGAUAAGACUGUGCUGAAAUACAAGUGCCACACAAUGAAGAAGCUCAGCAUGACCAGGACUCUUCUGACAGAAAAGAAGGAAGGAGAAGAAAACAUAGAUGGUGUAGAAUGGCUGCAGAUGAAGGAUAAUGAUUUCUCCUAUAGACCCAACAUGAUUUGCAGCUUUCUACAGGAAAAUGAAGAUGAAGCUGGAGUGUCAGCCUCUGAUAAACCUGUGGAGUUGGAGGACCAAGAGAUGGCAGUGAAAGGCAGUGCGGAGCAGACACCCGAGCAGGAGAAAGCACAGCACUUGGAAGCAGGGGACCCUGGUCUUCCUGGGGAUACCCCUUCUACAAUGCAAAGUUCUGUUUUCAUGGGAACUCAGGGUGGAAAUGUUUCUCAGAAGAACCAGCCAUGAACUUUUGGAAAAGAAGUCAUAUAUGAAAUUGGCUCACAGUCGGUUCACCAUUGUGUUGUUCUUGUUGACAGUACACGUAUUUCCAGUUACUACGCAAUGUAGUGUGCUCAAAUCGUGCAGGACAAGAUAGGAGUUCCGUCUUUAAAAAUACAAUGAGAGCUAGCACCAUAGUUAAGAACACUGGCUGCUCUUCCCGAGGACCAGGGUUUGACUCCCAGUGCAUUCACAGCAGUUCAGAACUGUCUGUGGCUUCAGUUCCCAGAUCUGAUGCCUGCUUCCCGCCUCUUAGGCUCCAGGUUCUCUCUGUCUACCUUUCUGUGGGUUCUGGGAAUCACAGUCGGGUCAUGAAGCUUACACAGCAAAAGCUUUACCAGCUGCCCCAUCUCACAGCCCUCUCUCCACAUAAAAAUCCCCUAUAGAAAUUCUUUAUACCAGGCCAUGGUGGAGCAUGCCUUUGAUCCUAGAGAGGCAGGUGGAUCUAUUGAGUUCAAGGCCAGCCUGGUCUAUAGAGUAAAUUCUAGGACAGCCAGCUCUACACAGAGAACCCUGUCAAGAAGAAAACAAAAACAAGAAACCAAAACAUUUAUGUAUAUGUGUGAGUGUAUAUGUGUGCUCACCACGAACUGACCUGGUGCUGGAGGAGGCCAGAAGAGCACUUUGGGUCUCUUAGAACUGGAGUUAGAGAGGGUCGUGAGCCAUUUGGAUGCUGGGAAUUGAAGUCCAGUCCUCUCCAAGAACAGUAAGUCCUCUAAUUGCUGAACCAUCACUCUUGUCAUCCUCCCCCACCCUCCUUUUUCCUGAGACAUAGUUUUGCUGUGUAACCCAGACUAGCCUUGAAUUCUCCAGCCUUCUGAUAGUAGCAAGUGUUUUUGUAUUUUAAAGUCCUCUUCUACAAGGGAGCUAUGAGGGGCAGAAACAAGUCAGAUGAUUGGAUUCUGAAAAUGCUGCCCUGCACUACUACAAGUUAGAAACUUCUUUGGAAAAAAGGUGGUUUGGAGUUUUUGGUUUGAGAUUGGAGCUCAUGUCAUCCUGGCUGGCCUGGCACUUGUGUAAACCAGGCAGGUACCAAACUUUCUGCUUCUGUCUCCCUAGUGCUAGGAUUAAAGAUGAACCAGCCUGCAUAA
This is a messenger RNA of Psammomys obesus (fat sand rat), 2200 nucleotides long. It is a transcript of the gene Gtf3c6, whose product is annotated as general transcription factor IIIC subunit 6. The coding region runs from base 216 to 1076 and encodes 286 amino acids. Gene Ontology annotation, cellular component: transcription factor TFIIIC complex. Gene Ontology annotation, biological process: transcription by RNA polymerase III. Lineage: Eukaryota; Metazoa; Chordata; Mammalia; Rodentia; Muridae. The record is from RefSeq and is a predicted model, not a curated record. The transcript is spliced from 7 exons.